AUGCUGGCUGUUUCGCUCACAUGCAGGAAGUUCGUGCCUGAGCCUGAAAUGGGGUGCGGCAAGAAGGACGAGGAGUGGCGCGAUCCAGAGAAGGGUCAUGUGAGCGAGGCAGCGGAGCCCAAAGCCAGGCAGUGGAGGUUGGCAUUCCUGAUGAUGUUGGCGUUGACAGCGCACAAUUUCCCAGAAGGACUAGCAGUUGGUGUCUCAUCACUGCAAAGCGAGCACUUGGGAGUUGUGGUCAUGGCAGCAAUCGCGGUGCACAACAUUCCGGAAGGCAUUGCCAUUGCUCUGCCCGUGCUAGAGGCAACGAACAGCAGAUCAAGGGCAAUGCUCUUGGCUACGCUGUCAGGGCUUGCUGAGCCGCUGGGAGCUUUCUUUGCUGUUUCCAUUUUGCCACCUGGUGCGUUGGUCGGAUCUGGCAUGGACAUCCUACUAUGUAUUGUGGGUGGCAUCAUGACCUCUGUUGCCUGCCUCGAACUCCUGCCAGAGGCUUUGGCACAGCGUCAGACUUGGAGCACAGCUGCUGGUCUGCUGACGGGUGCGCUCAUCAUGCUCCUGACACAUGAAAUUGCCUGA
Molecule: messenger RNA, 576 nt
Organism: Symbiodinium pilosum
Lineage: Eukaryota; Dinophyceae; Suessiales; Symbiodiniaceae
Source: the annotation of a GenBank genome assembly